UAUUUUUUGUUAUAAAAUUAUUCAAUCCAUUCUAGUCAUUCAAUUUUUUUUUCAAACCUUUUAUUGAUGGACCAGAAUAAAUUAAAUAUCAUCGAUCGAAAAAAGAGAAUGAACCUUGGAAAACCUUUUACUUCAAACUUCACGAUUAUCAUUGAAAGCAUCAUCAAUGACAAAUACAAUAAUGAAUCCAAGAAUCAUUGAAAAAUUGAAUCGAAUAAAAUAUUAUUUUGCAUCACGUACAUCAUCUUACGAUGACAUUUGGAACAUUUGUUAUCGUCUUUCGGAUGAGAUUCAAGAACAAGUAUUGGAUGUGUUCAUAUUGACAUUUAUAGAUCAUUGGGAUAAAGAAUUGGAACGUCAUGUUUUACUCUGUGAACGUAGUCUUAUUCUGAUGGAUUUUGAUUUUGUACAUCUUGAGAUUCGGCAAUUAUUCAUCUAUGAUUAUUCUCGUUUCAAUUCAAUACGUAUCGGUCCAUUAAUUUAUCCACAAAUGGCAUUAAAUUGCUCUAGUCAUCGAUCCAAAUACGCCAUACGAUUUCAAUGGGACUCUCACAAGCCGUUAAACUAUCGUGACUAUUGGAAUCCAUGGUCCAAAGAAAUACCUUGGAUCACAUUAGCUCAACAUCCAUUAGUCUAUUAUAUUGAUGAUUUAUUGAGCGAACAAUGCGUUGACAAUGAUGAUCAAAAUUGUUCUUCACUUAUUGAAGAUCAAUAUUUCACCGAAGAAUAUCUUCAACAAAUUCGACGUCGUUUUUCCAUUGAAACCUUUCACGAUAAAUUAUUGGAAAUUUUGAAUUCGUUCCAAGUACAAUCUACUCUUAACUAUCCACAGCUAUCGAGCUAUCGAUUGAUUUUACCAUCCAAUCUAAAUAAUGAUGAUGAGAGUCAACAAUCGAUGUUGAACAUGGUGCUAGAGGAUGCUAUCCGACGUAAUGUAUUGAUUGAAAUGUAUCAUCCAUCUGAUCAAUCUCUUACUAUCAUACAUUAUGCCUGUAUAAUGUGUGAUAAUUAUUUCAAUAUACCGGCUAUGUUAUUUAAUCGCAUCAAUCUUGGCUAUUAUCGUCUUCGUUUAUUUUGAGAAAAAAAUAUUUAUCUUAUUAUGUUGAAACUACUCUAUUUAUUUAUUUAUUUAAUCACUAAAUAUGAGUGUUGAUAAUGAAUACUGAAAAAAAAUCUUAAUUCA
Molecule: messenger RNA, 1183 nt
Organism: Dermatophagoides farinae (American house dust mite)
Lineage: Eukaryota; Metazoa; Arthropoda; Arachnida; Sarcoptiformes; Pyroglyphidae
Cellular component (GO): cytoplasm
Source: RefSeq, a predicted model, not a curated record